This is a messenger RNA of Betta splendens (Siamese fighting fish), 1784 nucleotides long. RefSeq lists its product as uncharacterized. The record is from RefSeq and is a predicted model, not a curated record. Gene Ontology annotation, biological process: S-methylmethionine cycle. The transcript is spliced from 9 exons. Lineage: Eukaryota; Metazoa; Chordata; Actinopteri; Anabantiformes; Osphronemidae. Bases 653 to 1678 code for a protein of 341 amino acids. Gene Ontology annotation, molecular function: zinc ion binding; S-adenosylmethionine-homocysteine S-methyltransferase activity.
AACUGUUAACAAGCUAGCUAGCUUAUUACAUAGUGCUAUGAGAUGCUACGCUUGUAGUUCUUGCUCUUAAAAACAAACGUGAUUUGAUCCAUUUGAGCUCAUUUAUUAGUACCAAAGUUUGUAAUGAUUUAUGUGUUGACCGUAAUAUUACAAACAAACAGCUGAACGCGAACUUACCAUCUUAUAAAGAAAACAAAAAGGAUGUCGCCAGCUAUUGUUUUAGCUAGCUAACGUUAGCGCUCCUUCGUUUCUAUAGUAACUGUGUUGACAAGCCGCGGUGCGUUUACGCUCGCCCGACCGUCACGUUCAUUCACAUUUCCUGUUCAAGGAAGUUGGCUGUCGACAGAAAGUAAUAUAGUAUGUUAUACUAAACACAAUCUAGCACAUAACACAUUAUACACAGUUAUAUGUACCUAAAAAUUUUCUUUCUUUUGUUGUACUUCGCUUUAACGUAACUUUGGAUGAAGGCGAAAUAACAAAAUAUAAAUGUAAGUGAGCAUCAUGGGAAUGGAAAUAUGUACAUAGGAAGGCGCUUGAACUGAACUGAUUCAAGUUGUGUUUGUAUAUUUACAUUAAAGAUGUCGCUGAUUUACUCCACAACAGGGUGUAAUGUGCCAUCUAGUGGUGCUGUAGCGAUAUUGGUGAAGUUGAAAUGACACGAUUAUUAAAGUUUCGAGCAGCUGUGAAUGCAGCCAUUGAACUUUCACCGGUACCCGGAACAACAACACAAGCAGAUUUGAGACGUUAUUUGAGCGAUAACGGACCUUUGAUCUUAGAUGGUGGAUUAGCAACUGAACUUGAAGCGCAAGGAUUCAGUUUGCAGGGAGACCCUUUAUGGAGCGCCAGGCUUUUGCACACCAAUCCCCAGGCCAUUACAGACGCUCAUUACAGGUAUCUCCUUAGUGGUGCUGAUGUUGUCACCACAGCCACAUACCAGGCCAGCGUUAGAGGAUUCAUAAAUUACCUGCACAUGAGUUCAGAAUGCGCCAGAGAGACGCUGAUGUCUGGAGUUCAUUUGGCCAAAAAGGUCAUAGAGAAAACUGUCUCCAUUGGUCAUCCAACAGGGCAGCAUUGUCCCUGGGUGGCAGCUUCUGUUGGACCAUAUGGGGCCUUUUUGCACAACGGCUCAGAAUAUACAGGAGCUUAUGCAGCAGAGAUGAGUGUUGAAGAGCUUAAAACUUGGCAUCGGCCACAAGUUGACUGUUUGGCAGCAGCAGGACCUGAUCUCAUUGUUUUUGAGACAAUCCCAAGUAUCAAAGAGGCAGAAGCCCUGGUGGAGCUGCUGCGAGAGUUUCCAAACUCUCAGGCCUGGCUCUCCUUUUCCUGCAAGGAUGGCAGGUGUAUAUCAGACGGCAGUCUGUUCACAGAUGCUGUCCAGAUAGCAAAUAGAUCCUCGCAGCUGGUGGCUGUGGGUGUCAACUGCUGUUCUCCACACAUAGUGGAGCCACUGCUGGACUCUGCCAGGUCCCUGCUCAGGCCAGACAUGAGCUGGGUGGCCUACCCCAACAGUGGAGAGGACUGGGACACCGAGCAGGGGUGGCUGACAUCAGGGAAAGCAUCAGGGUCAAUACCUGAACUCAGUCACACGUGGAUGAAGCAAGGAGCUUCUCUGAUUGGUGGAUGCUGCCGUAUCGGUCCCGCUCACAUAGCAGAGUUAAGACGCCAGUUAAAAAGCUGAUCGCCGCCACAGCAGCUGAAGAUGUUUAUAAACAAAUAAAAAGAAACAUGAGUUCAUAAAAAUCUUAAUUUAUUGUAAAAUAAAUAAAACCACUACAUCAAAUCCA